CGCUUCGCCAAAAUCCACACACGAUCACUUCUGAAGGACGGAAAGAAACACAGCCAAGCUCCCUGGUACUUUCCCAUCAAAUCUACUUAUUCAACUACAACUCCGUCUUUAUAUCAGAAGUCCAAAGAAGCCGUGGUCAUGUCGGGACAGAGGAAAGGCGCGUCGCCCCGUCUCCCCAAAUGCGCUUUCUGCAGAACGAACCGGGACAAAGAGUGCGGGCAGCUGCUUCUGUCCGACGGCCAGAAGGUGGCAGCACAUCACAAGUGUAUGCUGUUCUCCUCAGCCCUGGUCUCGUCUCCUUCAGACAGUGAAAACAUUGGAGGCUUUUCCAUUGACGACGUGAAGAAGGAAAUCAAACGUGGGAAUAAACUGAUGUGCUCCUCGUGUCCGCCUGGGGCUACGAUUGGCUGUGAUGUAAAACCUGCCGCAGAAACGUACCAUUAUUACUGCGCACUGAAGGACAAGGCUCAAACUAAAGAGAACCCAUCACAAGGAAUUUACCUGGUUUACUGUCAACACCGGGAUGCAGCACAGCAGGAUGAAGAUGAAGCAGAGGGUGUGGCCAAUGAUUCAGACUCCUCCCCUCCUCAGAGCAGAGGUCGUGGUCGGUUUGAAAAGUCCAGGACUAAGACUGGAUCCAGGGGCCAGUCUGAGGAGUCCCGGUCUAUGUCAUCACAGGCAGCGGAGGAAGAGAGCUCUUCACAUAGAGACCGGUCCCCCUUGAGGUCCAGCCCUGCAGACGGACUUCAGCGCUGUGGGUUCUGUCACGCCGGAGAAGAAGAAAAUGAAACCAGAGGCAUCCUCCACUCAGACAACUCCAAAAAAGUGGCUGCUCACUACAAGUGCAUGCUUUUUUCAUCUGGAACAGUGCAGUUAACCACAACGUCACGGGCUGAGUUUGGAAACUUUGAUGUAAAAACAGUCAUUCAAGAAAUCAAAAGAGGAAAGAGAAUGAAAUGUACAUUGUGCAGUCAGUUGGGGGCAACAAUAGGCUGUGAAAUCAAAGCGUGUGUGAAAACCUACCAUUAUCACUGCGGUCUCCAGGACAAAGCCAAAUUCAUUGAAAAUAUGGCGCGAGGAAUUUACAAACUUUAUUGUAAAAACCACAGUGGAAAUGAGGAGAGAGAUGAAGAGGAUGAAGAGAGAGAGAAUCGAAGGGAGAGAGCAGCCAACAAACAAGCCACAGCUACACAAGUCAACGGCAAUAACGGGGGCCAGACCAGUGAGGGAUAGAAGAACUGCAAAGAUUAGGAAAUAUUUUUAUACUUUGAAUAUAUUCAAACUCAUGAUCAACCUUCCACCUGUCUUUGAAAUGGACUACAUUUCCCAGAAUGCACCUGAACUCCUCUUCAUGAGCCCACAGCAUUUGACAGCUAAUGGGUAGAAGUAAACACAAGCCAAAAAAGACUUGCUAUUUACCUACAUCAAUAAUGCCACGGAUAUUGGGACUUUAAUUAACUAUAUAAUGGCCGCCCUUGUCCUAAUUGUUUCAAAAUAAUAAUCUUCCUCUUGUUUCCUAAAGGAUGCUAUAAUGAGCAGUUUGUUACUUAGUGUGUCUAUAAAUGUGCUGUUUUUGUAUGUGUAAUCAUGUCUUAAACCUCAUGUUAGCCUCUCUCCUUUGUAUGUAAAACUUUUCAUAAAUGACUCAUUUUUGAACUGCAUGCACUUGGGUUUUUCACUGCAAAGAUUGUUUUUUUUUUUUUUUUUUUAUUUGGCCACUAAAGAGCAGUGUAUAUCU
Periophthalmus magnuspinnatus is the source of this 1738-nucleotide messenger RNA. It is a transcript of the gene phf6, whose product is annotated as PHD finger protein 6. NCBI's taxonomy places the organism in Eukaryota, Metazoa, Chordata, Actinopteri, Gobiiformes, Gobiidae. The record is from RefSeq and is a predicted model, not a curated record. Gene Ontology annotation, cellular component: nucleus.